Molecule: messenger RNA, 156 nt
Organism: Cyphellophora attinorum
Lineage: Eukaryota; Fungi; Ascomycota; Eurotiomycetes; Chaetothyriales; Cyphellophoraceae
Exons: 2
Coding region: 1-156 (51 amino acids)
Source: RefSeq, a predicted model, not a curated record
AUGGCUUCGGCCUUGAAUCCUCCUCCUCACUCCUGCGAUAACAAUGAUAAAAACAUCUGUGAGAACCCCGAAUACAGCGAUCUUCGUCUAGCCACUCUCGGUGACACAAUCCGCAGUCUCUCAACCACCAUUGAUCGAUAUACAACGAAAGGGUAG